UUGACAGUGCUAGGAAUUCCUCAAGGCGCAAGUGACGUAUAAGCAAAAGCAGUCUCGUAAAAAUAAAAUUCCUUUCUAUCUCUGCUCCGUGCAGACCAGGAAAUCGUGAUUUUAAUCGGUUAAUGUCGUCAUCCGCUUGUUGAAAUACCCACCAAAAUGAACCGGAACGCGUAGUGCCCAUCGUAAGCCAUGGCGUUCCUGUGCCCCGUUCGGAUAAGACGGGGAAAGAAGAAAAAACCCAUAGGAAGCGACAUCGACAAGGACCUAUCGAGCAGCUUGGGUUUGAACCAUGGAAUGGGUCGCAUCACCGGGUCGGCCAGCAUCGAAACGCUGGUUCGAGUGGGCAUCGAAAAGGAACACGGCCUAUCGCCGGAUAGCAAAAUGGUUGUCCUGCACGACUUUACGCCCUGCGUAGACGACGAAUUGGAAGUCAAACGAGGACAAAUUGUGAACAUUCUGUAUAGGGAGAACGAUUGGGUGUACGUAAUUGGACAGGAUACCCGACAGGAGGGCUUCAUACCGCACUCCUACUGUGCUCCAUUCAACACGCAGCUAGCGGAUUUGGCCAUCAAAAAGAAACUGCCACGUGAUGUGUCCGUUGGGCUAGCAAACAAUGACCUAACUGAUGGUAUACCGGAUAUAAACAUCGAUGUAAUUGACGACAGCACAUCCGGUUUGGUUGGAUUGACCAACUCAUUGAAACACUCGCAGGCGAGUCUUAGUUCUGAGCCUGAUUUCUUGCCAUUCUCAAAGGACCCCAGUGGUCGCUAUAUUGUAUUAUACACAUUCAUUGCCCGGGACGAGAACGAUGUCUCUGUCGAGCGGGGUGAAUUUGUAACGGUUCUAAAUCGCGAAGAUCCAGAAUGGUUCUGGAUAGUGCGAAGUGAUGGUCAGGAAGGAUUCAUUCCUUCUGGAUUCGUGUACCCUGCGGAGAACAUUCUGCAAGGCCAAGCGAAGCAAAAUCUUGCCAACGGAAAUCCUCCGAACACAAAUGGAAACGUGGGAGCAAGUGAUACGAACCCAAGCAUACCACAAAUGAAUGGUGGCGUGAACAACUUGACUGGAAAUGGAGGAUUGAACGCUACUCAGCAGCAGCAGCAGCAACAACAACAACCGCAACAACCCGGAAUAGGUUCUGAUGAUCUGAGGUAUCAUGGGACGGAGCUUGUUAUGCUAUACGACUAUAAGGCACAAGCACCAGACGAUCUUUCGGUUCGACGAGGCGACUGGAUCUACGCCGACCUGAACAACCAAACUGUUGACGGCUGGCUAUGGGCGUAUGCUCCCAAAACGAGGAAGUACGGAUUCAUUCCCAAGGCGUAUGCUCGUCCACCGGCCAUGACCAGUUUGUAAUGCUAAUAUCUGGACUUUGUUAAGUAAAUUAUGUUUUAAGCUUUCGAAUAUUUUUAUAUAUUAAAAUAUUUGUUCAUAUAGAAUGCAUCUGGCAAUUCGCUCUUGAAAAUUUUGUCAAUCUACAUACAUCCGCAAUCGCAAAAGACAUUUUUAAACUGUAGGUUGAAAAUGCAAAAGUAC
Molecule: messenger RNA, 1533 nt
Organism: Aedes aegypti (yellow fever mosquito)
Lineage: Eukaryota; Metazoa; Arthropoda; Insecta; Diptera; Culicidae
Gene: Dlish
Product: SH3 domain-containing protein Dlish
Exons: 3
Coding region: 190-1353 (387 amino acids)
Molecular function (GO): protein binding
Source: RefSeq, a predicted model, not a curated record